AUGUGGGGGGCCCAGCAGCUCCGGAUGCUGGUCAACGAGCGGCUGGCGGCCGCUGCCGACGAAAUCUUUGGGAUGGUUGAAAAGACCAUAGCAGAAUACCACGAAGAAGUUGUCCGCUCUCGGAGCGAAAUCCUCAAAAUGAGACACCAGAUCGACCAGCUGACCGUUUUGCAGCCCCGCGUUUUCUUAUUAAAAGAAGACAUCACAUCAGUCCCAGAGGUGGCACAUCAGGCUUCUGCGGAGGAGAAAAAGGAAACUCAGGACAAACAGCAGGUUAAAGAGGAGCAGGUGGAUCUCUGCAUCGUUCCAGAGCCGAGUGCUGAUUCCUCAGAGGAUCUGAAAGUUUCCUCUUAUGAAUCAGAGGCCGCAUCUCAGAAGGACUGCCACAUGUUCCCAAGCGUUGGAUCGAUCACAGUCACAUUGAACGAUGACGACUCCUGGAUUGGGAAUGAUGCCACAGGCUCCUCCUACUGUGCGCCAAGUCGCGGUGAUGCUUCAUUUUUGCACCAUGACAAAAAGGCCUGCCGUUUCUGCGGCCUGCCGUUCAGCAGGGACUGUGAUCUGAUCAGGCAUGUGGACGAAUCUCAUGCGGGAGAAAAGGCCUUUAAGUGCUCCGAGUGCGACAAGGAGUUUGCUCGAAGAGACAGUCUGGCUUUGCAUUUGAGAGUUCACACGGGUGAGAAGCCACACCAAUGCCCCUUCUGCGGGAAAUUCUUCACCCAAAGUUCAAACCUCAGAGUUCACAUGAGGAAGCACACCGGCGAGAAGCCCUAUUUUUGCCAUUCCUGUGGCAAAAUGGUGGCACACUCCUAUCACCUAAAAAUCUGCUCUAGGCAGUCUUCUAGUACGAUGGAAAUCAGAGGGGAGAAAUCAUUUCGCUGUUCGCGCUGUGGGAAAAAAUUUGGCACUGCUACAGAUCUGAAGGUGCACGUGGAGAUCCACGAUGCCAGGACAUCCCAUGAUCUGGAGCAGGCUUUUGCCUGA
This is a messenger RNA of Menidia menidia (Atlantic silverside), 984 nucleotides long. NCBI's taxonomy places the organism in Eukaryota, Metazoa, Chordata, Actinopteri, Atheriniformes, Atherinopsidae. The record is from the annotation of a GenBank genome assembly.